GCCCCAGGCUGCCUCAUAAGGACGUGUGCCAGCCUCAGAGCUCGGUGAAGGCUUCUGUACAAGAACGGGUCGUGUGGGCUUUCCCUCCAUCGUUGGAUGCUGUUUGCCAAGGACCAUGGUCUGCUGAGAAGGAAGAGGAACUCAAAGGAGGCACAAGUGACACUCCGUUGACCAUACAGUCGGGGGGCCGCAGCAGAAACAGGCCAGGCCAAAGGAAAAUAGGAGCAACUUUACGCACAGCAACGGGGCAGCUGUGGUUGGGCAGAAAUGGAGAACGCCCAUGCCAAAACAGGGGAGGAGUGCUUGGCUUACUUUGGAGUGAGUGAGCACACAGGCCUCUCUCCUGAGCAGGUGAAAAAGAAUCUGGAAAAAUAUGGACACAAUGAACUCCCAGCUGAAGAAGGCAAAAGCAUUUGGGAGCUGGUGGUGGAACAAUUUGAAGACUUGCUUGUCCGAAUCCUCCUACUUGCAGCCUGCAUCUCCUUUGUACUGGCCUGGUUUGAGGAAGGUGAGGAGACAGUCACAGCUUUUGUGGAACCAUUUGUCAUCUUGUUGAUCCUGAUUGCCAAUGCCAUUGUUGGAGUAUGGCAGGAGAGGAACGCUGAGAAUGCCAUUGAGGCUCUAAAGGAGUAUGAGCCUGAGAUGGGCAAGGUGUAUCGGUCUGACAGAAAGUCUGUGCAGAGAAUAAAGGCCAGGGAUAUGGUUCCUGGUGACAUUACAGAGGUGGCAGUUGGUGACAAAGUGCCAGCUGAUAUCCGCAUCAUUUCCAUCAAAUCCACCACAUUGCGUGUGGACCAGUCCAUUCUGACAGGCGAGUCUGUCUCAGUGAUCAAACACACUGAUCCCGUCCCAGAUCCCCGUGCUGUGAACCAGGACAAGAAGAACAUGCUUUUCUCAGGUACCAACAUCGGUGCAGGCAAAGCUGUAGGUAUCGUUAUCGCUACAGGUGUGGGCACCGAGAUUGGCAAGAUCCGCGAUGAGAUGGUGGCCACUGAGCAAGAGAAGACACCCCUGCAGCAGAAGCUGGAUGAGUUUGGCGAGCAGCUAUCCAAGGUCAUUUCCCUCAUCUGCGUCGCUGUCUGGCUUAUCAACAUCGGGCAUUUCAACGACCCCGUCCACGGCGGCUCCUGGAUCCGCGGCGCCAUUUACUACUUCAAGAUUGCUGUUGCCCUUGCUGUGGCUGCCAUCCCAGAAGGCCUUCCUGCUGUCAUCACCACCUGCCUAGCCCUGGGUACCCGCCGUAUGGCCAAGAAGAACGCCAUUGUCAGAAGCCUGCCCUCUGUGGAGACCUUGGGCUGCACAUCUGUCAUCUGCUCCGACAAGACUGGCACCCUCACCACCAACCAAAUGUCUGUUUGCAAGAUGUUUGUCAUUGACAAAGUAGAGGGCGAUCUCUGCUCUUUGAAUGAGUUCUCUAUUACUGGAUCCACCUAUGCCCCUGAAGGAGAAGUCUUCAAGAACGACAAACAGGUUCAUGCUGGACAUUAUGAUGGGCUCGUUGAAUUGGCUACUAUUUGUGCCCUUUGCAAUGACUCUUCUCUGGAUUUCAAUGAGUCCAAAGGUGUAUUUGAGAAGGUGGGUGAAGCCACCGAGACUGCCCUUACCUGCUUGGUGGAGAAGAUGAACGUCUUCAACACAGAUAUACGCAACCUUACCAAGGUGGAGCGCGCCAAUGCUUGCAACACUGUGAUCAAACAACUCAUGAGGAAGGAAUUCACCUUGGAGUUCUCCCGUGAUAGGAAGUCCAUGUCUGUCUUCUGCACCCCAGCAAAAGCUUCCCGGGCUGUUGGCAACAAGAUGUUUAUCAAGGGCGCCCCCGAGGGUGUGAUAGACCGUUGUAACUAUGUCCGUGUGGGCACCACCCGCGUUCCUCUCACCUCCAAUGUCAAGGACCAUAUUAUGGGAGUCAUCAAGGAGUGGGGCACAGGACGGGACACCCUCCGCUGCUUGGCCCUGGCCACCCGUGACACCCCCCCAAAGAGAGAUGACAUGGAUCUUGAGGACUCCACCAAGUUUGUGCAGUAUGAGAUGGACAUGACCUUUGUGGGCUGUGUAGGCAUGUUGGACCCACCCCGCAAAGAGGUGUCGGACUCCAUGCAGCUGUGUCGUGAAGCUGGUAUCCGUGUCAUCAUGAUCACAGGUGAUAACAAAGGCACAGCCAUUGCCAUCUGCCGCCGCAUUGGCAUCUUCUCCGAGAAUGAGGAAGUGACCGGCAGGGCCUACACCGGCCGUGAGUUUGAUGACUUGCCCUUAAGCGAGCAGCGGGAAGCCUGCAAGAGAGCCUGCUGCUUUGCUCGUGUUGAGCCAACGCACAAGUCCAAGAUUGUGGAGUUCCUUCAGAGCUUUGAUGAGAUCACAGCCAUGACCGGUGAUGGUGUCAAUGAUGCUCCAGCUCUGAAGAAGGCUGAGAUUGGUAUUGCCAUGGGCUCUGGUACUGCUGUAGCCAAGAGUGCCUCAGAAAUGGUGCUGGCAGAUGAUAACUUCUCCACUAUUGUAGCUGCCGUUGAGGAGGGCCGGGCCAUCUACAACAAUAUGAAACAAUUUAUCCGCUACCUCAUCUCUUCCAACGUGGGUGAGGUUGUUUGUAUCUUCCUCACUGCUGCCCUGGGUCUCCCUGAAGCCUUGAUCCCUGUGCAGCUGCUGUGGGUGAACUUGGUGACUGACGGGCUCCCAGCCACUGCCUUGGGCUUUAACCCCCCUGAUUUGGACAUCAUGAACAAGCCCCCUCGCAGCCCCAAGGAGGCCCUGAUCAGUGGCUGGCUCUUCUUCCGCUAUAUGGCCAUUGGAGGAUAUGUUGGAGCUGCCACUGUUGGUGCUGCUGCUUGGUGGUUCUUAUAUGCUGAGGAUGGACCUGCCGUGACCUACUACCAAUUGUCCCAUUUCAUGCAAUGCUCAGAACACAAUGCUGAUUUUGAUGGCGUGGACUGUGAAAUCUUUGAGUCUUCUGUCCCAAUGACCAUGGCUUUGUCUGUCCUGGUCACCAUAGAGAUGUGCAAUGCACUCAACAGUCUGUCAGAGAACCAGUCCUUGGUUCGGAUGCCUCCCUGGGUGAAUAUCUGGCUUAUGGCAUCUAUCUGCCUCUCCAUGUCUCUGCACUUUGUCAUCCUGUACGUUGACCCCCUGCCUAUGAUCUUCAAACUGACACACUUGGGUUUCCACCAUUGGUUCAUGGUGUUAAAGAUAUCCAUCCCUGUCAUCCUGCUAGAUGAGCUGCUCAAAUUUGUCGCCCGGAACUAUCUGGAGCAGAGUUUAGAAGAAAGGAUGAGGAUGUGAACCUUUGUGUCAUCACGGAAAUAACCUCUUCAGCCCAAAACGUGAAGAUCUUCCUACUUCCCUCAGCCAUGUCUGCCAUACCCACCCCUACUUCUCUGCCUGUCCUUUAUUUAACAGCCAAUUUCUUCCCCACAAACCCUCUGUACCAUACCUCCUUUAUUGGGGACUUACCAGUGUGGGUCGCAAAUCUGGCAUCUGCCACGCCAUCCGUGUCCCCUGCCAGCUUCCCCUCCACCCCCAAAACACCGUAGCUGCUUGGCUUCUGUACAUUUUGAGCCAUCUACCCACCCCUUGCCCUGCUCACAAACACACACACACGACCCUCCCCACACUGCUUUCUGCAUUAGUGCCCACACAAACGACGUUCGUUCCCCCUCUUCACAGACUAGAACCCACCUCAAACCAGGGGUUGGAUUUUUUAAUGCACACAUAAACAGAAGGAAACAUUUUGUUAGGGAAAACAAAACAAGUGAGACUCCUCAACUUGGAGGAAACGAAGAGAUUCUUCUAGCUGCUUAUUUAUUGAUAUUAAAGAAUAAACUCUUAACUGUA
Rhineura floridana is the source of this 3825-nucleotide messenger RNA. RefSeq names its product ATPase sarcoplasmic/endoplasmic reticulum Ca2+ transporting 1 (gene ATP2A1). Lineage: Eukaryota; Metazoa; Chordata; Lepidosauria; Squamata; Rhineuridae. The transcript is spliced from 22 exons. Gene Ontology annotation, biological process: calcium ion transmembrane transport; intracellular calcium ion homeostasis. Gene Ontology annotation, molecular function: ATP binding; ATP hydrolysis activity; P-type calcium transporter activity. The record is from RefSeq and is a predicted model, not a curated record. The coding region runs from base 268 to 3273 and encodes 1001 amino acids. Gene Ontology annotation, cellular component: membrane.